AUGUCCGCAAUCCCUCAAACUACCGUCGCAGGACAUAAAGUUGGAAGGGUAGGUUAUGGUUUAAUGCAACUUACAUGGACACCUAAACCACCUACUGAAGAAGUCAGCUUUGCAGCUAUGAAAGCUGCAGCUGAUUCCGGAGCUACAUGUUGGUCAACUGCUACUUUCUAUGGACCUGAAUUUGCCAAUAUCAAAUUAAUCUCAAAAUUCUUCCAGAAAUAUCCUGAAUACAAGGAUAAGAUCACUUUGGUAGUUAAAGGUGGUGCUGAUUACACUACUAUACAACCUAAAGGUGAUGAUGUCGAAUUUCUUCGAUCCGAUAUCAAGCAAACCCAAGAUAUUCUAGGCGACAAGAAAAUUGACGUAUAUAGCUUAGCUAGAUUACCUGAAGAACCAGUCGAAAAGGUUUUCCAAACCCUUGAAUCAUUGAGAAAAGAAGGUUUAUUCGGAGCUGUAGGAGCUAGUGAGAUGGGUGUUGAAAGUUUGACUAAAGCUCAAGAGGUAACUCAAAUAGCAAUUAUCGAAAUUGAAGUUUCAUUAUUUUCAUUCGAAAAAGCCAUUCGAGAUGUAGUCAAAUGGUCAUCCGAUAACAAAGUACCAAUAUUCGCUUAUUCACCAUUAGGAAGAGGAUUUUUAACUCGAACUUAUAAAUCUCCUGAAGAUAUUCCUGAAGGUGAUUUCAAAAAGAUGGUUCCUCGAUUCCAAGGUGAAGCAUUCUAUGAAAAUUUGAAAUUGGUCGAUAGAUUAGAUGAGAUCGCAUCUAAGAAAGGUGUUAAUACCAGUCAAUUGGCCUUGGCUUGGAUCGUCGGUUUAUCAGAUUAUACAAUCCCUAUUCCUGGUUCAUCAAAAGUUGAAAGAACUCAAGAAAACACUUCUUCGGCGAAUAUCAAACUUACUUCAGAAGAAAAUAAGAUUAUUGGUGAAAUCCUCGAUUCAUUUGAAAUUAAAGGUACCCGAUACCCAGCUCCUGCAAUGGGUCACCUUAUGAAAUAA
This is a messenger RNA of Kwoniella shivajii, 993 nucleotides long. RefSeq lists its product as uncharacterized. The coding region runs from base 1 to 993 and encodes 330 amino acids. Gene Ontology annotation, cellular component: cytoplasm. The record is from RefSeq and is a predicted model, not a curated record. The transcript has 6 exons. Lineage: Eukaryota; Fungi; Basidiomycota; Tremellomycetes; Tremellales; Cryptococcaceae.